GCGAGCAGGUGAGAGAACACGGGUGCCAGGAGCCCCGGCGCCGUGUCCUCUUCCAUUGUGCUCUCCUGGAGCGUGUGGCACGGAACUGGACAUGGAGCCACAGCAGAGGUCCCCCUUGUUGGAAGUGAGGGGGAACGUAGAGCUGAAGAGGCCCCUGGUCAAGGCUCCUUCUCGCCUGCCUCUCCCGGGAACCAGGUUUAAGAGGGGACCUGACCGGAUGGAGGAUGCCUUGGAGCCAGAGAAGAAAAGGACACGAGGACUGGACACAGUGACCAAAAUCGCCACGUCACACCCCAGACCACCAGCCCUCACUGUGAGGCCACAGACACAAAACCAGACCACAGUCCCCAAAGUUCCCAAGAAGACAGGACCCCGCUGUUCCACAGCUAUAGGCACAGUGUUGAAGAAACAGAAACCAGACCCUGCCGUUCCUGCCCAGAAGCCUGGAGCAGCUGCCCCUCCCACGCUGGGAGGGAAGAAACCCACCAAACGUCCAGCCUGGGACUUAAAGGGUCAGUUAUGUGACCUAAAUGCCGAGCUGAAGUGCUGCCGGGAGAGGACUCAGACACUGAACCAGGAGAACCAGCAACUGCAGGACCAGCUCAAGGAGGCCCAGCAACAGGCCAGGGUCCUGGGGGCAGAGUGCAGGACACUGGAAGGGGAGUUGGCCAGGGUGCAAGCCCAGGCUGAGCAGGGCCAGCAGGAGCUGGGGAACCUCAGGGCCCGUGUCCUGGAGCUGGAAGAGCAGCUGGGCACACAGCAGGGCUUGGUGCAAGAGCUCCAGAAAGAACAAGUGGGAUUACAGGAGGAGCGAAGGGGACUGGCUGCCCGGCUGGAGGAGCAGGAGAGGAGGCUGCAGGCGUCGGAAAUGGCUCUGUCGGGCAGCCAAGCGGAGGUGGCAUCUCUGCGACAGGAGGCUGCCACCCAGGCGACCUUACUGGUGGCACAAGGAGAACGUCUCCAUGGGCUAGAGAUGGAGCGCCGGCGACUGCACAACCAGCUGCAGGAACUCAAAGGCAAUAUCCGUGUGUUCUGCCGGGUGCGCCCUGUCCUUCCGGGGGAGCCCACCCCAUCCCCGGGCUUCCUCCUGUUUCCCUCUGGCCCCGGUGGGUCCUCGGAUCCUCCAACCCGCCUCAGCGUCUCCCGGUCUGACGAGCGUCGUGGGACCCUGAGUGGGACGCCAGCCCCCACCACCCGCCACGACUUCUCCUUUGACCGGGUUUUUCCACCCGGGAGCGGGCAGGACCAAGUGUUUGAGGAGAUCGCCAUGCUUGUCCAGUCAGCCCUGGAUGGCUACCCAGUAUGCAUCUUUGCCUACGGCCAGACAGGCAGUGGCAAGACCUUCACCAUGGAGGGCGGGCCUGGGGGAGACCCCCAGGUGGAGGGCCUGAUCCCUCGGGCCCUGCGGCACCUUUUCUCCGUGGCCCAGGAGCUGGGCGGCCAGGGCUGGACCUACAGCUUUGUGGCAAGCUACGUAGAGAUCUACAAUGAGACUGUCCGAGACCUGCUGGCCACGGGGACCCGGAAGGGCCAGGGCAGUGAGUGUGAGAUUCGCCGGGCAGGGCCAGGGAGUGAGGAACUUACUGUCACCAAUGCCCGAUAUGUUCCUGUCUCCUGUGAGAAAGAGGUGGAGGCCCUGCUCCAGCUGGCCCGCCAGAACCGGGCAGUGGCCCGCACGUCCCAAAACGAGCGAUCAUCACGUAGUCACAGUGUGUUCCAGCUACAGAUCUCUGGGGAGCAUGCUGGACGAGGCCUGCAGUGUGCGGCUCCCCUCAGCCUUGUGGACCUGGCUGGGAGUGAGCGGUUAGACCCUGGCUUAGCCCUUGGCCCUGGGGAACGGGAACGCCUUCGGGAAACACAAGCCAUUAACAGCAGCCUAUCCACCCUGGGGCUGGUCAUCAUGGCCUUGAGUAACAAGGAGUCCCACGUUCCUUACCGGAACAGCAAGCUCACCUACCUGCUGCAGAACUCUCUGGGUGGCAGUGCUAAGAUGCUCAUGUUCGUGAACAUUUCCCCCCUAGAAGAGAACGUCUCUGAGUCCCUCAACUCCCUACGCUUUGCCUCCAAGGUGCAGUUACCACCAAGCCCAGGCACCGUUAGGACACCUGGGUGGUUGUAGAUGUCUUCAUUCUGACCCUUUAGGAGCCCAUUCAGCCCUUCAGGCCAAGGGCACAUUCAUCUGGAAAGGAUUGCCAGGCAUCUGGGGCGCCACCUCUCUGGAUCCAUUUUUAGCUAUUGGGUCUUGAGGUUUUUUAAUUUUUAAAAAUAGGUAGUUAAAGAGGUCAAAAAUGAAGUUUUACCACUACCCCUGUGCAUCCCAUUCCCCCCACCAGUCCUGGUAGAGGUAGUCGUUUUUAACAUUUAACAUUUUACUUUUUUUUCGGUGUUUCUUCUUGCAAAUAGAAACAAUAUGCAUGUGCUUAUUCCCUCCUCCUUAUACGGAAGCCGUCUCUCUCUCUUUUCAUAUAUGUAUGUUGUUCUGUACUAUGUUCUGCUUAACAAGACAGCCCUGAGAUUACUCCCCACCAGCACACAGAGAUCGUCCAUUAUUUUUAUGUCAACCUGGGACUGCACUCUGUGGCUGCACCAAAGUUUAUCCACCAGUUCCCUCUACUGGACACUUGGAUUGUUUCCACCCUUUUUUCUAUUAUAAACAAGACCAAGUUAACUAACCUUGUCCAUACACGUCAUUUUGUAUUUGUGUAGUUCCAUCUAAGUAGGAAAGCUUCUUAGCAGUGGGAUCGCUGGAUCAGAAGAGACUUAGUUGCAGGUUCCUGGGUGGCUCAGUCAGUUCAGUGUCCAUCUCUCAAUUUCAAUUCAGGUCAUGAUCUCAGUGUU
Mustela erminea (ermine) is the source of this 2838-nucleotide messenger RNA. It is a transcript of the gene KIFC1, whose product is annotated as kinesin family member C1. Bases 92 to 2119 code for a protein of 675 amino acids. The transcript has 10 exons. The record is from RefSeq and is a predicted model, not a curated record. Lineage: Eukaryota; Metazoa; Chordata; Mammalia; Carnivora; Mustelidae. Gene Ontology annotation, biological process: microtubule-based movement. Gene Ontology annotation, molecular function: microtubule binding; microtubule motor activity; ATP binding.